Molecule: messenger RNA, 1733 nt
Organism: Trifolium pratense (red clover)
Lineage: Eukaryota; Viridiplantae; Streptophyta; Magnoliopsida; Fabales; Fabaceae
Exons: 9
Coding region: 369-1481 (370 amino acids)
Biological process (GO): CAAX-box protein processing
Cellular component (GO): membrane
Molecular function (GO): metalloendopeptidase activity
Source: RefSeq, a predicted model, not a curated record
UGGGUUGUCUAAAAUCAAUAAUCAUUAUAAGACAUGUAUUUAACAACGUUAUCUCCACAUGUCAUAAAGUGAUUGGUUAUUUAGAUAUUCUCAAAAUAAUCUUAAAUACAUGUCCCAAUUUAGUUGACUAUUUUCUCACCUCUCCCAAUUUCAACCUGAACCUCAAACUUCAUCAUCAUCGUGUCAUAUACAAACACACCAAAAAUCACCACCACACAAAAAACCACGUAGUAUCAAUAAAAGAUAAACGAAUCUUUGUUGCUGUUGUUGUUUCAAGUUUCAACACAAACUCAAUAUGAACAACAACAACAUCAACAAAAACAAGAACCCAUUUUGAAUUUGAAUUCUUUUUUUCUCUCUUCAAUUGAAUGGAGCUUUCUCUAACACUAACACCAAACCCUUCUUCAACUUCACUCUCUCACUUUUCCAAGCUAUGUGAAUUUCAUCAAAGGAAGAAAAGAGUAACCUUUUUGGAUUCUUCAAGAGUAGUUUCACUUCGUUGUAUUAAAGCUUCUGCAGAACGAACCGGUGAUACAAUUGAUGACAGGGGAGAGACUCGAACCGGGUUCACUACACCGGCUGCUAUGGAAGUAACAACCACAUUCAACCGUGGAUUCAAUGAUGCUUCUGCUGCUGAUUUUCCUGUUUGGGAAAAAAUUGGUGCUGUUGUUAGACUCAGCUAUGGAAUCGGGAUUUAUGGUGCUAUGGCUGUUGCGGGGAGUUUUAUAUGUUCGAUAACUGGAAUUGAUUCUCUUGGGGGUUUUCAUUUAUCAUUAGAUGCUAUUCUUGAAGGGCUUGGAUAUGCAGUUCCUCCAAUUAUGGCUCUUCUUUUUAUACUUGAUGACGAAGUUGUUAAGCUAUCACCCCAUGCUCGUGCCAUUAGAGAUGUAGAGGAUGAAGAACUAUGGAGUUUUUUCUAUGGGAUGUCACCUUUGCAGUUUAUACUGAUGGUUGCUGCAAGUUCAGUAGGAGAGGAGCUCUUCUAUAGGGCUGCAGUUCAGGGGGCACUUGCUGAUAUAUUUUUACGAGGCAGUGAUCUUAUACAAGAUGUUCGAGGAAUGGCGUCUUUGUCAGGGGUGCUGCCUCCAUUUGUUCCAUUUGCUCAGGCGCUUGCAGCUGUACUUACUGCUAUCCUUACUGGUUCUCUCUAUUAUGUGGCUGCCUCUCCGAAAGAUCCUACCUACAUUGUUGCGCCGGUUUUACAAUCUCCCUCUAGUCGACAAGAUUUGAAAAAGCUGUUUGAAGCAUGGUAUGAGAAAAGGCAAAUGAAGAAAAUCUAUUCUCCACUUCUAGAAGGGCUGUUGGCUCUCUACCUCGGUUUCGAGUGGAUCCAAACAGAUAAUAUUCUUUCUCCCAUUAUCACACAUGGGAUUUACUCCACUGUUAUAUUGGGACAUGGCCUUUGGAAGAUACACGACCACAAGCGAAGACUACGGCAAAGAAUCCAAAAACUCAAAUCAGAAGAAAAAAAUUUCAACUAAAUUUUGAAAUGAUCUUCAUGACAGAUUUUGGUGAAAAAUUUGUAUAUGUAUUAGAGUUGUUAAUAAUGUAAAGAGAAUAUGUGUAUAAUUAUGUGUUAGUUGAGGUCUCAUACAUACAGAAGAUGCAAAGUUUUGAUUACACUAUAGGAUUCUCUAAUUUAGAAUCAUCAAUGUUUUUGCUGUUUUGUAAUAAAAUUGGAUAAUCCAAAAGUUGGAUUAAUGCAAUAAAAUAUCAUAUAUGUUUUGUUUUUA